AUGAACCCAGGAGCAGCGGAAGGCAGCGUGGAGAGUGGGGGCAGUAGUGGAGUGUCGGGGUCGUGGAGUCUACUACCUGGGUUCCCCCGGACCAAGUUCCCCAGACCUCGGUUCCUCCCAGACCCCGAGUUCCUCCCAGACCCCGAUUUCUCCCUAGACCCCGAGUUUCCCCAAGACCCCCGAGUUCCCCAAGACGGGGUUCCCCUAGACCCCGAGUUCCCCCAAGACCCCCAGGUUCCCCUCCCAAGCCCCCGAGUUCCCCGGACUCCCGAGUUGCCCCAGACCCUCGGGUUCCCCAGACCUCGAGUUCCCCAGAAGACCCCGGUUCCCCUAGAUCCCGACCUCCCCCAGACCCUCGAGUUUCCCCCAGACCCGAGUUCCCCCGGACCCCAAGUUCCCCCAGACCCUCAGUUCCCUCCCAGACCCUCGAGUUCCCCUAGACCCCCGACCUCCCCAAGACCCCGACCACCCCCAAGACCCCGAGUUCCCCAGACCCGGGGUUCUUAUCGACAGUCGUGA
Homarus americanus (American lobster) is the source of this 519-nucleotide messenger RNA. RefSeq names its product proline-rich protein HaeIII subfamily 1-like. The record is from RefSeq and is a predicted model, not a curated record. Bases 1 to 519 code for a protein of 172 amino acids. NCBI's taxonomy places the organism in Eukaryota, Metazoa, Arthropoda, Malacostraca, Decapoda, Nephropidae. The transcript has 2 exons.